Molecule: messenger RNA, 2663 nt
Organism: Eruca vesicaria subsp. sativa (arugula)
Lineage: Eukaryota; Viridiplantae; Streptophyta; Magnoliopsida; Brassicales; Brassicaceae
Source: the annotation of a GenBank genome assembly
AAAAAUCCCUUCUUUGUUUGUUUCCAGGGCUAAGACAAAUCUGAGAUUCUCCUCUGUUUUAAUGUCCUAAGGAGAUUCGUUUCUUCCUUAACAAAACCCCUCUUCUGUUACUCUCUGUUACUACCAUCUCCGUAUCUCUAAGCUGUUGUUGUCUUAACCCAAUCAUCAAAAAUCAUCCUUUUUGUAUAAAUCUCAAUUUCUUCAAUUCUCCAUGUACUUUUCUUCUGUAUCACUCUGAUACGGAUGCAUAAGAUGUGCCAUGAAACUCUCAACGUCUCUCCGGCAGAGUCUGGAGUUACGUUCAAUGAGUUAGACCACGUCCCCUUGACGACAAGGCGGAGUUUGUUGCAAUCUAACUCUGUUUCUUUGCCUGCAUCGAGGGUUGUUGAUAGUAUCGUGAAAACGGAAGAGGAUUGUUUUAAUGAGCUGGGUGUAGUAUCAAACUCCCAAACUCCGGAAUCUACUACCCUUGGUUGUAGUCAAGGUCUAAUUGAUUCUGGAAACUUAAGAGAACAGAACAGCAUUCUAGUAUGUUGUAGUAAUGCCGAAGAGAGUUUUGAAAGAGUGGAACAAACUGCAGGGAGUGAUGAUGCUCUUGAACAUCUAACACUAAAAGAGAGACGCAAAUUGCUUCUAGAAAGGAUGGUGUUAAGGCUGCCAGAACCUAACUUAGAGGAUAACACUAAAGAUUCUGAUCUUUUCGAAAUAAAAGCUGAGAAUUCAUGCAAAAAUGGGAUAGCUUCAUCUUCUGAGGCCAGAUUCAGCGGGUUUCUAGAGAAAAUUGAUUCUUUCCUCUAUAAGAAAGUUAGUAUAGGCUCAAAAUCUGAAAGUCAGCUUAGUGGAAUCCAAGAGAACGAUAUCCCGGUUGCUAACAAAAGGUCCUUUGAGUCGUCACCUGAAGCCAGUCUGCAUGAGUUAUCCAAUAGUGAUUAUGACCAGUCUCCAUUAAGUAGCAACUGUUAUGCAGCUGCACCAGAAAAGCAGAGAGAUAGAGUCAAAAGAGUUAAAAGGAAUCCACGUCCUUUGAAUGUUAGUGAGAUACAGUUGAAUCAAGAAAAAUGUGAGUCUUUAGAUGAUUGCGUCUUGGAGAAUAAUGAAGAGAGAAAUCCUGUUACCUCAGAGCAAGUACAGGUCAAAAGAGAGGUGGAAACAAAUGAUGAAGAUGAGCUAGAUUUUGUGAAUUUGAUCUCUCGCUUGACUCGUUGUACAUCUGCUCCAAGUCCUGCUAGCUUUGUGAAAAACGAAGCAGAGACGGCUAGUGAAUUGGAAGAAGAUAAGAUAGACCACAUGAAACUAAUUGAUCGGUUAAAGCAUCAUCGAUCUUCUCAUGGUUCAGGUCAUCAUGAAGAAUCUAGUUCUCCAACCUCAGGUUUUAGCUUCUGUACAUCUGAUGAAUACGUUAAACCUUUGAGGGUAUCACGUCCUUGGAAGCGAAAGAAAACCGCCACGAACUCAAUUGAGACAGCUCUGGAGGAAGAUGCUCCUGGUCUUUUGCAGGUACUGAUUAAACAAGGAGUAACAGUAGAUGAACUCAGGCUUUAUGGGGAGGAUGAUUCUUCAGAUGAUUCACUUCUGGAAGAGACCUUCUCAGAGCUGGAAGAUGUGAUCUCACAGCUCUACUUCAAACGAGCAACUGGCCCUAAACUUCUUAAUUUAAGUUUCUCAAAAGAUUCAAGAACCAGCUAUUGCUUAACCUGCCUAUUCUCCCUCAUAGAACAGGCACGGUAUCUGCGGUUUCGCAAAUGGCCUGUUGAAUGGGGUUGGUGCCGUGAUCUCCAGUCUUUCAUAUUCGUUUUCGAGAGACAUAACCGGAUAGUAAUGGAACGGCCUGAAUAUGGCUACGCAACAUACUUCUUCGAACUCAGCAACACUGCAUCAGUCGGAUGGCAGAUUAAACGGUUAGUCUUGGCCAUGAAACUUGCAAGCUGUGGCCGUUAUCAACUUAUUGAAAACAAGCCAUUACUGGUAGGAGAGGAUAUGACAGAAGGGGAAGCGGAAGUGUUGAUGAAGUACGGUUGGGUUGCGAACACGGGUCUAGGGACAAUGUUAAACUACCGUGAUAGAGUGUUCCAUGACAGGAAGAAUCAUAAAGAGACAUCAGAAUGGAAGUCUAAGAUAUGUAAGCUUCUGGUUGAUGGCUAUAACAGUGGGACUAUUGUCUCAACUUUCAUUGCUCACUCUGAUGAUGUUGGUGAUCAUGAUGAUGAUGGUGCCGGACUUGACAUGGGAGAUGUUAAGCUGGAGAGUUACUGAAAACUUUGUGAAUCUCUGCUGUGGUGGCCACUAGUUUGUUUAAGAGUAUUCAAAUGUGGAUAGGAAACCUUAGGUUGUUUAUUUAUUUGAUCAAAUUAAAUUUGGUGGAGUUUGUAAGGUUUAUCAAAAAUAUACAAGAUGGAAAAAACAAGCUCUCUAAGGAGAAGCUCCAUUUUUUGCUGCGGUUGUCACUGUAGUCUAUAGGUUUGUGGUGGCCAAGGAGAAGCCCAAUGCCAUGUUAUGUAAAAGUAUAAAUCGUGGUCAUAUAGGCCUAUUGAUAUUCAGGCAAAAUCAUGUGGACUUUAUCGUUACACAAAGAUGCUGGCCGUGUAGAGGACUCGAGAGGAUUUUACUUUGGUGCGUGGGGGCGAGAAAAGGUCUCAUCACAUUAAGAGAAAUUUUAUGUAGCC